Emiliania huxleyi CCMP1516 is the source of this 231-nucleotide messenger RNA. RefSeq lists its product as hypothetical. The record is from RefSeq and is a predicted model, not a curated record. The transcript has 2 exons. Lineage: Eukaryota; Haptophyta; Isochrysidales; Noelaerhabdaceae. The coding region runs from base 1 to 231 and encodes 76 amino acids.
AUGAGCGCCCAGAGUGCGGUGGGCGCGUGCCUCGGACUAGAUUCCGACACGCUCUACGCGCUCUACGCGCCCGACAGCGGCACAGCAGGGGCGAGCCUCGCUGAGGAGGGCGCGGGGUCGAUGAUGCCCCUCCGCUCCAUGCUCGGCGGCACGCUGGGCGGGGCGGUGCUCUUUGCCGUCGCCGCCGGGCUCACGGGAUCUGGUUACGUGUUGAAAAAGCCUGGCUUUUAA